Messenger RNA from Seriola aureovittata, 9614 nucleotides. It is a transcript of the gene ptprdb, whose product is annotated as protein tyrosine phosphatase receptor type Db. The transcript has 42 exons. The record is from RefSeq and is a predicted model, not a curated record. NCBI's taxonomy places the organism in Eukaryota, Metazoa, Chordata, Actinopteri, Carangiformes, Carangidae. The coding region runs from base 443 to 6205 and encodes 1920 amino acids. Gene Ontology annotation, biological process: protein dephosphorylation. Gene Ontology annotation, molecular function: protein tyrosine phosphatase activity; protein binding.
CUUAUCUCGGUGCGCAUCGUCAGCAUCAGUUUGAAGUCAAAUCUGACAGCCGCUGCCUUGCCCGGUCCUUUUUCCGUCUCUCUCACUCUCUGGUGGUCAUCCCGUCUCGUUUAAGAGUUCAGUCGGGACUGUGGGAGCGCGUCUGAUCGCUGUCUUCAACUUGGGGUGAAGAAAGACAGGGGAAACUCCUCGGGAUUCUCCGUACAUUGAGCUCUGAUCCGGAUAUUCUGUUUGACGUGUUGAAGUGAUUCUUAAGGAGAAUUCUGGGGAGAUUUCUUACUCUUUCAUUCCUCAAGGAUGAAGCAGCACAGUGGACCUGUGUACUGAACCAGCUCCCACUUUUCAACUUCAUGUUCCAGGAUGAACCAUGAACAAAGGUUGUGAGGGCCUGUUUCUAUCGUCCUGUUGUACAGUGAGGCAGUGAGCUCACGGCGGAUACAGCAUGCAUGUGUCGACAUAUCCCAUGAUGCACUCUGCCAGUCCAGGCCUGCUCCUCCUCAGCUUCCUCUUCCUCGCUGACGCUGACUCACCCCCCAGAUUCACACGAACCCCAGAAGAUCAAACAGGAGUCCAGGGCGGAGUGGCUUCCUUUGUGUGCCAGGCCACGGGGGAUCCUCAGCCCAAGAUUGUCUGGAACAAAAAAGGCAAAAAAGUCAGCAACCAGAGAUUUGAGGUAAUAGAGUUUGACGACGGGUCUGGCUCGGUCCUGAGGAUCCAGCCACUGAGGACCCCCAGAGACGAGGCCAUUUACGAAUGUCACGCCUCCAACUCCGCAGGAGAGAUCACUGCCUCCACCAGACUAAGUGUGCUACGAGAGGACCAGCUGCCCUCGGGGUUCCCCACCAUAGACAUGGGUCCCCAGCUGAAAGUGGUGGAGCGUUCUCGGACCGCCACCAUGCUCUGUGCUGCUAGCGGCAACCCUGACCCAGAAAUUACCUGGUUCAAGGAUUUCCUGCCGGUCAACACGUCCAAUAACAAUGGACGAAUCAAGCAACUCCGCUCAGGUGCCCUCCAGAUAGAGAUGAGUGAGGAGUCAGACCAGGGGAAGUAUGAGUGUGUUGCCACCAACAGCGAUGGGACACGCUAUUCCACCCCAGCUAACCUCUAUGUCAGAGAGCUGCGAGAAGUGCGUCGUGUCCCCCCUCGCUUCUCCAUCCCCCCAGCGGACAGCGAGAUCAUGCCAGGGGGGAACGUCAACAUCACCUGUGUAGCAGUGGGCUCGCCCAUGCCCUACGUGAAGUGGAUGCUGGGAGCAGAGGACCUGACGCCCGAGGAUGACAUGCCCAUCGGCCGCAACGUCCUGGAACUGACGGACGUACGACAGUCCAACAAUUACACGUGCGUCGCCAUGUCGACGUUAGGCGUGAUUGAGGCGGUGGCACAGAUUAUUGUGAAAGCUCUGCCAAAGGCUCCUGGCACCCCUGUGGUGACGGAGAGAACUGCAACAAGCAUCACACUCACCUGGGACUCUGGCAACCCUGAACCCGUCUCCUACUAUAUCAUACAGCACCGUGCCAAAGGCUCAGAGGACCCAUAUAAAGAGAUUGAUGGCAUUGCCACGACCCGCUACAGCGUGGGUGGCCUCAGCCCUUACUCCCACUACGACUUUCGGGUGGCAGCAGUUAACACCAUUGGCCAGGGCCCAUCCAGCGAGGUGGUGGAGGCUCGCACAGCCGAGCAGGCCCCCUCCUCGCCUCCACGACAGGUCAGAGGUCGUAUGCUGAGCACAACAACAGCAAUCAUCCACUGGGAUGAACCAGAGGAACCUAACGGACAGGUGGUCGGUUACAGAGUGUACUACACCUUAGACAACACGCUGCCAGUCAACCAGUGGGAGAAGCAGAUGGUGCGCAGCGCCAACUUCAUCACCAUCCAGGGUCUGACUCCUAACAAGACUUAUUACAUCAGAGUGCUGGCCUUCACCUCUGUCGGAGACGGGCCCCUGUCCCAGGACCUGCAGAUUAUAGCCAAAACUGGAGUACCAUCCCAACCAUCAGAAUUUAAGGGUGAGGCCAAGUCUGAGACCAGUAUCCUGUUGUCCUGGGUGGCCCCACCCCAGGGUGGCCCAGACAACCAGAUCACAGGAUAUGAACUGGUCUACCGACGAGUUGACGACACAGAGGAGAAGAAAAUGAGCUUUGAGCCAACCACCUCCUACCUGCUGAAGAACUUGAAGCCUUUCUCCACCUACACCUUCCAGCUGGCUGCAAGGAGCAAACAUGGAAUCGGAGCGUAUACCAAUGAAGUGUCCAUCGACACGCCACAGACGCUUCCUUCAGCACCUCCCCAGGACAUCACAUGCACCAGUCCCAGUUCUACCAGCAUCCUGGUAAGUUGGGGUCCGCCUCCUCUGGAGUUUCAGAAUGGCAUCAUUACGGGAUACUCCAUCCAGUACUCCACCACAGAGGGCAACAAAACGUCUAAAAGAAUUGAUGGAAUUCCUCCGGAAAGUUCUCCCUAUCUCCUGGAAAACCUGGAGAAAUGGACUGAGUAUGGCAUAACGGUACGAGCGCAGACGGAAGCUGGGGAUGGACCAGAAAGUUUACAGCUGCUUAUCCGCACCGAGGAGGACGUUCCAAGUGGUCCUCCGCGAGGGGUGGAGGCAGAGACUGUGAACGCCUCGGCCAUUAGGGUGAAAUGGCGAGCACCAGCGCCCGAACGGCAGCACGGUCAGAUCAGAGGCUACCAAGUCCACUAUGUGAGGAUGAACUACGGCGAGCCUCAGGGUCAGCCCUUCAUCAAGGACAUCCUCAUAGAGGACUCGCAGUGGGAAUAUGAUGACUCAACUGAAUAUGAGGUCAUUCUUGGGGACCUGAAGGCAGACACUUCCUACUCUGUAUCAGUGGGGGCUUACACUGCCAAAGGCGAUGGUGCUCGCAGUAAACCUGUUGCAGUCUGCACUGCCCUGCCACUGCCUGAGAAGCCCAAACUGAUGGUGAGUGCCACUGAUUCAGGUACUGCCGUGCUUCAGUGGUAUCCAGCGCCAAACCCACCCACCCCGCUCCUUGGGUACCGCCUCACUUUUGGCCGCAUCGACGUCCUUCCCUUUACGGUGGUGGAGUUCCCAAGCAAGGAGAACCGCUACACCGCCCAGGACAUCCACAAGGGAGCUAACUAUGUGUUCAGACUCUCUGCCCGGAACAAAAUGGGCUACGGAGAGGAGGCGGUAAAGGAGGUGACUACUUCAGAGGAUGCCCCCAGUGGAUAUCCAGAAAAUAUCAUCUCUGAGGAGGCUUCUGCCACCUCCCUCCGGCUGGCCUGGAAAUCAGUCCCUCUUAUUGAGCAAAAUGGAAAAAUUGCAAAGUACUCAGUGCUGUACAAGGAUAUAAACAGUCGAGGGAACGCCUCAGAAGUUAUGGUGCCCGCUCCAGGGUCAAGUGUGUUGUUGGAGGGUCUGAGUGCCGAUACUGUGUAUGAUGUCAGGGUGUGCGCGUUCACAGCUGUCGGCCCUGGGCCGUACAGCCCCAGUGUCCAGUUUAGGACGCAGCGGCUGGACGAAGUUUUUGCCACCAACUUCAGAGUAAAAGCAGCCAUGAAGAACUCGGUUCUGCUGUCCUGGGAGAUCCGAGACAAGAACCCUGCCCAACCCUUCACAAUCCUAUAUGGAAAAGGCCAGUCUGUUGAAGUGGACGGCAAGCAAACUCAGAAGCUGAUCACUGGCUUGGAGCCGGACACUCAGUACUCCUUUCUGCUCACCAACCGAGCCAACAGCGCCGGGGGCCUGCAGCACCGCGUCACUGCCACCACGGCCCCAGACAUCCUGAAGACCAAACCUACCGUGGUGGGAAAAACCAACGCAGACGGCAUGGUGACUGUGCAGCUACCAACUGUGCAGACCACAGCUAAAGUCAGGGGUUACUACGUGGUGGUGGUGCCACUGAAGAAGCAGAGAGGAAAGUUCCUGAAUCCCUGGGAGGAGCCUGAUCAGAUGAACCUGGAUGAGCUUCUGAAAGAGAUCAACAGGACGAGUGUCAGUCGUGCCCUUCGCAUCCGCAGACAGGCUGGCCAAUCAGAUCCCAGGGCCUAUGUCACUGCUCACUUUAAGACCCUCCCCCUGGAGUUCACACUAGGCGACGGACGAAACUAUGGUGACUUCCGCAACCGUCCACUGCAGAACGGACAGGAGUAUGUGUUCUUUGUGCUCGCGCUGCUAGACCUCUCAGAGAAUACCAUGUAUGCCACUAGCCCUUACUCUGACCCUGUGACCUCAUUGGAUGUGGAUCCCAAGCCAAUGGUUGACGAAGAGGAGGGGCUGUUGUGGGUAGUGGGGCCUGUGCUGGCUGUCAUCUUCAUCGUUUGCAUCGUCAUCGCCAUUCUCCUCUUCAAGAGCAAACCUGACAGAAAAAGAGCUGAGGCUGAAGGAAGGAAGGGCAGUUUUCCUUGCAGCAAAGCCAUGUCAUCUCACCAUCCCACUGAUCCUGUGGAGCUACGCAGAAUUAACUUCCAGACUCCAGGCAUGGCAAGUCACCCGCCUGUCCCCAUCUCUGAGCUGGCAGAUCACAUUGAGCGCCUCAAGGCAAACGACAAUCUCAAGUUCUCUCAAGAGUACGAGUCCGUCGACCCCGGUCAGCAGUUCACGUGGGAGAACUCCAACUUGGAGGUCAACAAACCAAAGAACCGCUAUGCUAACGUCAUUGCCUAUGAUCACUCCAGGGUUAUACUCUCCAGCAUUGAGGGUGUCCCAGGCAGUGACUACAUCAACGCUAACUAUAUUGAUGGCUACCGCCGUCAGAAUGCCUAUAUCGCCACUCAGGGCUCCCUCCCUGAGACCUUCGGUGACUUCUGGAGGAUGGUGUGGGAGCAGCACACAGCCAAUAUUAUCAUGAUGACCAAACUGGAGGAGAAGUCACGGGUGAAGUGCGAUCAAUACUGGCCGACCCGGGGCACAGAGACCUAUGGCCUCAUCCAGGUCACUCUACUGGACACAGUGGAGCUGGCUACCUACUCUGUCAGGACCUUCGCUCUUUACAAGAGCGGCUCCAAUGAGAAGCGUGAGGUUCGUCACUUCCAGUUCACAGCCUGGCCGGACCAUGGGGUACCUGAACACCCCACCCCCUUCCUGGCCUUCCUUCGGAGAGUCAAGGCCUGCAACCCUCCAGAUGCAGGACCCAUGGUCGUCCAUUGCAGCGCUGGAGUGGGUCGCACGGGCUGCUUCAUCGUUAUCGACGCCAUGACGGAGCGAAUCAAGCAUGAGAAGACCAUCGAUAUCUACGGUCAUGUCACGCUGAUGCGCUCCCAGAGGAACUACAUGGUCCAGACGGAGGACCAGUACAUCUUCAUUCAUGAUGCGCUGCUGGAGGCUGUGACCUGCGGGAACACCGAGGUCCCCGCCAGGAACCUGUACUCCUACAUCCAGAGGCUGACGCAGAUUGAACCGGGAGAGAAUGUCACCGGCAUGGAGCUGGAGUUCAAGCGUCUGGCCAGUGCCAAGGCCCACACAUCACGGUUUGUGAGUGCCAAUCUGCCAUGCAACAAGUUCAAGAACCGGCUGGUGAAUAUCAUGCCCUAUGAAACCACACGUGUGUGUCUGCAGCCAAUCAGAGGAGUGGAGGGAUCUGACUAUAUCAACGCCAGCUUCAUCGACGGCUACAGGCAGCAGAAGGCCUAUAUAGCAACCCAAGGCCCAUUGGCUGAAACCACAGAGGACUACUGGAGGAUGCUGUGGGAACACAACUCCACUAUAGUUGUUAUGCUAACCAAACUGAGAGAAAUGGGACGGGAGAAGUGUCACCAGUACUGGCCUGCAGAGCGCUCAGCCAGGUACCAGUACUUCGUGGUGGAUCCCAUGGCUGAGUACAACAUGCCCCAGUACAUCCUCCGAGAGUUCAAAGUCACUGAUGCCAGGGAUGGCCAAUCACGGACAGUUCGUCAGUUCCAGUUCACUGAUUGGCCGGAGCAAGGAGUGCCAAAGUCAGGGGAGGGAUUCAUCGAUUUUAUUGGCCAGGUGCACAAAACGAAAGAACAGUUUGGCCAGGACGGGCCAAUUACUGUGCACUGCAGUGCUGGAGUAGGGAGGACUGGUGUGUUCAUCACCCUCAGCAUUGUGCUGGAGAGGAUGAGGUACGAGGGUGUGGUGGACAUAUUCCAGACGGUCAAGAUGCUGCGCACCCAGAGACCUGCCACAGUUCAGACAGAGGACCAGUACCAGUUCUGCUACCGGGCCAGUCUGGAGUAUCUGGGAAGCUUUGAUCACUAUGCAACAUAAACCCAGUGGCUGUCUCUCAUGCCACAUCCCACCUAGUGCACUUUUCUUAGGUCACAUGCAGCCUGAAUAAAUGCAUUAGGCUGCGAUGUUUCUUUGAAGAUUUCGCCACCACAUGCAGAGUGAAGGGGGACCAUCGGCUUAUCCCGUAUCCAGAAACAGCACCUCUAACUGAGCCAUAGCAACCUGCUUAACAAGGGUGUUUUCUUUCCACCCUCAGCCCAAACACACCCAUUGGUCAGUCUGAAGAAGCAACUUCAACCACUGUUCCAAUCAGAAUACUUGAUCAGAUCUAGAUUUUUAUUCGUUUCAGUGCUUUUGUGAGCACCCAGAUUGCUUUACAUUGUUUGGGUGUGGAACUCUCACCUCAUCCACCACCAGUGUAGCAUCACCGACCUAAAAACAGGACCAGGCUACAGUAUUUAGCUGUCACAGGAUAUUUUGAUUUUUCUAUCUUGAGGAGACUACAAAUCCAUCUUAUGGAAGCCUCGUGGACUGAAAGAACUGGGACUUUUGAGCACCAGAGAAUUGCCAACAGGAGACUGAAAACACAGAGCACACAGUAUUAAAAAGACAAAGAACACACGUCCCAAAAAAAAAAAGACACCAGGAAGUGUUUUUUUUUUUUUUCUGUUUUGUUUUGGAAACAGACUCUCAUUUCUUGUGAAUGAAAAAGUUUGUAUUUCUACCAUAUAGUAAUAAAAACCACCAGUUCAACCUUAUGCUUCACAAUUAAAGAUACGGGAAAUUUGAGAGAAGUUUAAAAUGCAUACCACAAAGUAAAACAUUAAUUUAGUUUUUUAGAAAAAUAUAAAUAUGUGAUUAUCUUGUUUUUUAAAAAACUGGGUAUUCCUUAUGGCACGUUCUGUUUUUUUUUUUGUUUUUUUUUUUACAGAUAUAUGACUUUGUCCCCGCUGACCAUAAAAAGGCAAAGUUGUUGUUUUUUUUUUCUUUUUCUGUGUAAUCCAAUGAGCUGUAGCGAUUUUUUAAAAAGUGAUACGGUACUGUUUUAAAGUGUACAAUCAAAUCUAGUGUGGAAAAUGUUCACAGUUCUAUGAAAAACGCCACCGUUGAGUGUCACUCUCCUGUAUUCUCUACCCACUCUCUCUUUAUGAAAACACGUUCGCAUGCACACAGGACUCUCGGCCUCAUCUCUAUCUGGCCUGCGAUGUCAGAGACCUGGGGGUGGCCUUUUUUUUUUUUUUUUUUUUUUGAACUCCCAGGGGCCCAUAGAGCUGCAGUAUUAACCCUGCUGCUACCUGUCCUGAACAAAAUCCUGGGAAUAAUCCCGCCAAGUGUGCACGUUGAGAGAAAGCCAGAUAGAACACAACAGAGAGUAUGCACAGAAAGCAAAAUAUGAAAAAACAAAAACAAGUAUUUAUGUGUCCAAAUAAGCUUCACAAAGAUUUUUCAAGCAGGGAGCAAGAAAGGGAUGUAGAAAAAGGGGUGGGAUGGGGGGGUCAGGUAAGGAACAAUAUCUCACUGGAAUGCUCACCUAUGACUUUUCUCUGUCUGAUUCAGUGUGCAAUAAGUAGAUGUAUUAUAUAUUUUUGUGUCAAGUCACUAACUGCAGUUAUAUGCCAUUAUGAUGAUACUGAUGACGGUGCAUCAUUUUCCAGACACAAGGAUGUUACGCUCGAUAUGGUUCCCACCACCGUUUAAUGUGUCCAUACUGAGGACAGAUGACCUCUGGCCUCUUAGAAUCUAGAUCUUUUAUCCAUGUCACUACUCCAGUAGACGAUGUCAUCCUUCUGUGUGUGUCAAGGCAAACAAUGAAUGAUCGAACUCAUAUUUCAAACAGCAUCUAAUAAGUAUUUUUGAUUUUAGAUUUCUAGUGCCUUAUAUUACACGCCUAUUUUGAUAAAGUUACUUUAAAGGGUUUUUUGUGUAUUUUAUGUGUGUAUGCCUGUGCGUAUGUGAACUGAAUGUCUGUGUAUAUGAUUUUGUUACGUUACAGUAUGUGAAAGUAUCUUGUGUGUUCUGUUUUUCAGCUGUGAAAUUUUGUAUGGAAGGCUCUGUGUAGGCUGGAUAGUUGUACUCAUCACUUUCAACCCAGCAACUGCAUCAUCAUGUCUCUUUUGAUUAAAAAAAAUAAUCUCUUAAAUGAGACUCAACUACAGACAAAAAAAUGUGGUUUCAAAAUAGGUUAUUAGCAGGAGGGUCUGAUCAUUUUUGGACAGAAAAAAAGUCUAUGUCGACAGCUUUCCAUCUUUUUUUCCUGGGACACUUGCACAAGCUUUAUGUAUAUACAGUAUAUAUACUCUUUCAUGGAGACUUCAGUUUGCCUACCAUGAAAUUGUGGCCACACUAGCGACUUUGGCUCAGACUGUGAGCUGGCUCAGACAAGUCAUACUUACUCAGCUAUGUAGACAUCUAUAUAAAGCUGAACAGCAGUGGCUUUCUUUGUCAGUUUGAAGAAAAAGCAAAAUAACAAACCAUACGGAUACAAUCAUGUAUCCCACCUAACACCUUUCACCCAAAAUCAGUCAAACUGGUCGACUGUGUUCUUCAUUCUGAUGUCUACAGUUAUAUAUAUAUAUAUAUAUAUAUAUAUAUAUAUUAUUUUUUUUUAUUUUUUUUUAUGACAGAGGCUGAGAGAAGUUCAGGUGCUACAUUUCCAACAACACACAACCCACAUCACAUUUUUUUGUAUCUCCAUUUAUGCUUAACCAUAUAUGGGAUCGUUGACAGUUUUCCACCAUCUUACAGUAAAACCCCUGUUGUCGUUUUUGUAUGCAUGGUACCACUUUUGAGAUGCCCCUUUGGUCGCACCUGUCAUGGGAAGACUUGCACUUUCUCUCUUUGUACUAUGCACUAAUACUAGUAUCCUAUUAUCUCUGAUAGCCCCCCCCCCCCCCCCCCCCAAAGGAGUUUUACUUGAACUCAGUAACGACAGACCCUGUAAUGCUCACAUGGUUGUGUAUAUGUAAAUAACACAAAACACAGAGAGUAAUUGAAAUGCAUAAAUAUGAAUAAAUAAAUAAAUGAUUAUGGUAAAGAGUGAAUAAAAAUUCUACAGAUAUAGAGAGUGAUAUAAUAAAAGGGUGCACCUGAAAUCACAGUUUUAUGGCACAGCAGUAUGUGCAAUACAUCACAUUGUGGAUUUGUCGAGGAAUUUUCACAAAAAAGUGUUCUAUUUUACCCCCAAUGUAUCAUGUAGAUGGAUAAAACUGGAGUUUAUAAAUUGUAUAAAAACGAAAAUAUGGUGUGUUACUUGGAUCAGUUACCUCCAAUUGGUCUGUAAAUGUAAACUUCUUUUUUGUUUUGUUUUCUGCUCCGGGUCAACAAGUGCUUUUUAUUUUCUUACAUUGGUUCUCGGAGCGUGUGAAAACCAGAAAACAGGUCUGUAUGGAUUUCUGUUCUUUGUCGACACAAGUUUCAUUUGUUACAAAUAAACUCAAGUGAAAUGAGA